ACGCAUGCGCGCCACUAGCCAAUCGAAUCUCGUCCGAUUUCGACCUAUUGUGAAAUAUCGGCCUUUCGUUACCACAUAUCUCCGUACUUCCAUGAGUUCCAUGCUCCGUUUAGAGAAGUAUACUUCCAAUGACUUUCACCAUGCACACCUUGUGCCACGCUCAGUCCUGUUUCUGAUGUUGAUAUUUGAGAUUUGUUGAUUUGUCCAUUUGAUCCUCGAUCGUUGCGCAAGUCGAACGAGGACGAAGAUGUCGCAGAAGCCGGACGGAAGAGCGAACGUGCCGCAGAAGACGAGAGAGGAGAUCAAGGCGGAGCGCGAGGCGAAGAAGCUCGCCAAGGCAGCGGCCAAGGCAGGAAAAGCGAAAGCUAAGGUGGCAGUAGCAAUCAGCCCAGCUGCUACGGCCAAUUGCAAGAUACCGGAGACAAUUGCAAAAGACGUGAAUGUAAACGAGAAUCAUUGCGCCGCGGAAACGAAUAAAGAUGCGAGUGUCGAGUGUGCGACAACGAGCGGUGCUUCGACCGAGAAAAGCGAAUCAUUACCAAGUGAAAAGAAGAGUCACGUGGAAGAGUCGCGGGUCGGUCCGGAAGAGCCUGCUAAGGAAGUCGAGGAUCAUCGUCUAAACGGGCCUGCGGAGGUUGGCACGUCCGAAGGUAAAAGCGAUGAGAAACAAGGUAAGAGCAAGGCCGAAUUACGGGCGUUGAGAAGAGCCAAGCAAGAGGCUCAGAGAGCGGCGAAACUGCAGAAGGACAACGUCAAAGAACCAGCAGUCAACCCCGUCGUUGUCAAGCCAUGUGCAGAGACAGUGGUGUCCAAGUGUUCGGUAAAGAAAAACGUCGCAAAGAGUAAAACGAAGGAAAACGCACACAAACUUAAUUUAUUUAAACACCUGUACGACGAGAGAGAACUUUCGUCAUUUAACGUAGCUAUAAAUUCGAGUAUACAUCCGGCAAUAAUUAGACUAGGUGCUCAGUAUGCCAAUAAGAUUGUAGUCGGCAGCAAUGCGAGAUGCGUCGCGCUUCUGGCCGCGAUGAAACAAGUGAUUCGGGACUUCGUUAAACCAGCGCAGGCCGAUUUCGUUCGCGGUCUCGAAGCGCACUUGCAAGAAUCACUGGCGUACUUGCAUCAUUGCAGACCGCUGGCCGUUUCGAUGAAAAAUGCGGUGCGUCAUCUCAAGUGGCAGAUGACACGGUUCUCGUCUUUGUGGUCGGACGAACAAUCAAAGAGCAAACUGCAAGAUAUUAUAGACACAUAUAUUUCGGAGCAGAUUCAAUUGGCUGGCGAGGCGAUAUCCCAAAGAAUAGAAAGCAAAAUAUUGAAUGGAAAUGUUAUUUUAAUAUACGGCUUUUCGUCCUUAAUCUAUAAAAUAUUGGUGGAUGCGCACGAUGCGGGCAAACAGUUUUGCGUGAUUGUGGUAGAUAGCAGGCCGCGAUUAGAAGGAAAAGAACAGCUAAGACGUUUAGUAAAAUACGGACUCGAUUGCUCGUACGUGCUCAUUAAUGCUGUCAGCUUCGUUAUGCCAAAAGUAAGCAAAGUCUUUCUUGGCGCUCAUGCGAUAUUAGCUAACGGAGCGGUGAUGUCGAGAAUCGGUACCGCACAAAUUGCUCUGAUUGCGAAGGCUUUUAACGUUCCCGUUUUAGUGGCAUGCGAAACGCACAAAUCAUCCGAACGAGUACUGACCGAUUCUAUCGUUUGCAAUGAAUUAGAUAACGCAGACGAUCUCGCAAACGUUCGACCGCACAACAACAAGAAGUCCUUGUUAACGAAGUGGCGAGCAAAGAAGACGUUAAAUCUCUUGAACAUCACAUACGACGUGACUCCGGCCGAUUUCGUGACAGCUGUUGUCACAGAACUAGCAAUUUUGCCAUGUACCAGCGUCCCAGUGAUCUUGCGAAUUAAACCUUCUGAGAUUUAAAUUCGAUUGGUCACUUUCAAAACAUCAAUCUCGUACAUGGUGUUAUGUAAAAAAAAAAAAAGCAGUAAACUGUAUAGUAUACUGAAGUGAGCUAUUUUUUUACUAAAAAAAAACUAUAGAAAACGAAAUAAAAGGAAAUGGAGACGCGAAAAACUUUUGUUUUUUGUUUUUUUUUCUUCAGUGUAUCGUUGAAUAUGCUUAAGUUUGGUAGAACAGAGGAUUCAUUCAUCAAGGAAUCCUUGACAAAAAAAAUAUAGUUCACAUUUUAUUGUCUACGAAUUGAAAUACUCGCACUCUUCACUUCUGUAUACAGUAGAACAAUUAAUGAAAGAGCACUCUGAAAACUCUUUUGGAGCCUGUGUAUUGUUUGUACAUUGUGCUAUAUGAUAGUAGAAUAAAUUCAACUCGAACUUGUUGCAAUUGUAUAUAUGUAAUAAAUUUUGCUUUGAAGAGAGAAUACGAGAGCGAGGAAAAGAAACAAAAAGAAAGAAAGAGAGAGACACCAGUAGAAGUUUAUAAUAACUGUGUGAGUGAUGCGCCUUCACUGAUGUUUUUAUACACCUAUUCACCACGCAUAUAAGUUACUAUUUUUAAAUGCAUUAUUAAGAUUUUAUGUAUAUACGUGAUUGUAAGAAAAAUUAAAGAAAAAAGUUAUUGUUAUUAAUAAGAUUAGACUUGUGUACCUUUAUAUGAAGAAAAUGUAUUGCAUUGCAAAUUA
Pseudomyrmex gracilis is the source of this 2630-nucleotide messenger RNA. RefSeq names its product translation initiation factor eIF-2B subunit delta (gene eIF2Bdelta). The record is from RefSeq and is a predicted model, not a curated record. Lineage: Eukaryota; Metazoa; Arthropoda; Insecta; Hymenoptera; Formicidae. Bases 248 to 1912 code for a protein of 554 amino acids. The transcript is spliced from 5 exons.